AUCAAAACCGCGACAGCGGCGGGUGUUUUUGUUCAUAGUGAAAGUGAAGCCGGCGAUUUAAAAGAAAUAAGGCGCUGUUGUAAGAUGGAAAGAAUUCUGUGUGAAGCACACGGUAGUAUAUGCUUAUUAAAGACUGGUGUAAAGGAAGGACCGAAUAAGGGCAAAAGUUUCUAUAUUUGCACUGCGCGUGAUGUAACACCCUGCAACUUUACACUGCCUACAGAGAUCCCCCCAUCUCACUGCCUUCAGCAUGAGGACUCCAUGGUUGAACUUCAGACACUAAUUUACAAUGAAAAAAAGAACAAAUACAAGUUGUUUUAUCGCUGUAUGCUUGGAAGAUCUGAAGGACAAAAGUGGUGUGGUUGUGUUCCAUGGAGUGAGAAGGACCCUGAGAACAGGACUGAUUUGUCAGACAAAGAUCUUCAAUCCUCCAGCCUCACUCCUGUCAGAAACCCUUUCAAAGUCAAGAAAAAACAGGACAAAUCUUCAGAACACAAGAGGGAUUUAGAUGCUGAAAAGGAUAGAGAGGUCAAUGGUGAAAAUAAACAUGUGAACGGUAAAGAUCAUGGUAGUGCUAAAAAGAAAGAAGAGCGUUCCAAGACAACAGAGACAGAAGCAAAUAACAAGAAUGGGUCAGAUGGUCAAAGUGGCUUGGACAGAGAGGGGAAAGAACCUGGAGGUUCAGAGUCUUGGAGGAACAAGAAACUUCCCGCUGGGAUGAAGAUAAAGAAAAGAGUGUCUGAUGAUGAGAGGCCGAGGAGCACAUCAGAGGAUGGGUCAUGUCCUGAGAGUCCAAACUCUGUGAACGGAAGUAUUCAAGGACCGAGUGAAUCCGAGAGCAGCCUCAAAGACCAGCAGGAGAAGAAGCCUACAAAAACAGGCAGCUCUGCACAAAGCCCUUCAAAGAGCUCUUCUGCAUGUGAUAAGAAAGCUUCAGCAGAGAUUGAAACAAAGGAUGACCGCUCAAACAAGCAAAGCACUUCUAAUUCAAAAUCAGUUACAGAUAAAACUCAAAGCCUGCAGAGCAAGAGCAGUUCAUCCUCAAGCUCUACAUCACAGGAUGUGACAGUUUCUGAAAAGCCCAAAGCACUGAAUGUUCAAAAGACAGUACCAGAGCAGAGUCAAGCGAAGGACCAGAAGGGCAUAGCGCGGUUUGGUGAGUGGAGUGAUGGGGAGGAUGAUGUUCAGCUGGUGUCGGUACAGCCUCCCACCCAGCAGAGUGCUCCGACUACAGCUGCACCUGUUCAGAAAACGCUCACAUCUUUUCCUGGUUUCCAACCUGCUUCUAAAGUUCAGGGUCAGUCUGAGGACCCCAGGGCCCUCCACAGCCAUCUCACAGCUCAACUUAAGCAGAAGAAGGCCACUCUUUCAGUGGUGAAUGUAUCAGCUCUGCCAGAUAAAGGGGAGCGUUUGAAGAGUCAGGUGAAGGAGCUGGAAGAGGCACUGGAGUCUCUGAGCCUGACCACAGUUUCUCUGUCUGAAUCUCAAGAUAAAGACAAAUCGGAGGUAGAACAUAAAGCAGCACACAGCCAUUCCAAUCCAUUCAGUCGUCCUGGAGGCACCAUCCACCUGCCAGUAGCUCCAGCUCCUAUGUUGAAGGAAUCCUCUAGUAGCUCACUGGGCCUGAACCUAAGCCAAGGCUACUCACAGAUGUUUGGAGUGAAUCCUCAGAGCCAGGCUUUCUAUGGUGGCAGGAUGACUGAGAACAGACUGCUGGCUGUCCGCAAUGCCACCACUGAGGCCAUCGACCAUCUGCACGACUCGCUGGAGUCCUGCCCUACAGAAGACACAGAGGCACCAGAUCCCAAAGGAAUCAAAGUGGAGCUGUUGCCUCAUCAGAGGAGAGCUUUGGCCUGGCUGUUGUGGAGAGAGACACAGAAACCCUGUGGAGGAAUUUUGGCUGAUGACAUGGGCUUGGGAAAGACCCUCACAAUGAUCUCCCUCAUUCUGUCUCAGAAGAAGAAGGAUGAAAAACUGGAGGAAUGGAUCUCUAAAAAUGAUUCAACCAUAGUGCCUUCCCAGGGGACGCUGAUCAUCUGUCCUGCUUCUCUGGUGCAUCACUGGAAGAAAGAGAUUGAUAAGCGUGUGAAGAGUAGUCGCCUCAGUGUGUAUUUGUACCAUGGACCCAACCGACAGAGGAGUACAAGCGUCCUUGCUGAGCAUGAUGUUGUAAUCACCACAUACAGUCUGGUCUCUAAAGAGAUCCCUGUGCAGAAGGAGGAUGCGGAGAAACCCUCUAAGGACUCUGAUCAUGUGGCCACAGAGCUGUCUCCUCUUUUACGUGUUGCCUGGGCACGUGUGAUUCUCGAUGAGGCUCACAACAUUAAGAAUCCUAAAGUCCAGACAUCUAUGGCGGUGUGUAAACUGCGGGCCCGAUCCCGCUGGGCUGUAACUGGAACCCCUAUUCAGAACAACCUGCUGGAUAUGUAUUCGCUGCUCAAGUUUCUGAGAUGCUCUCCAUUUGACGAAUAUAAGCUGUGGAAGGCUCAGGUGGAUAAUGGCUCAAAGAGAGGAGGAGAGAGACUGAACAUCCUCACCAGAGCUCUACUGCUUCGCAGGACCAAAAAUCAGCUGGACGCUACUGGAAAACCACUGGUGUCUCUGCCUGAUCGGACCUGUGAGGUUCACAGGUUGAAGCUGUCUGAAGAUGAGCAGGCUGUAUAUGACGUUGUGUUUGCACAAUCCAGGUCCACACUGCAGAACUAUCUUAAGAGACAUGAAGAAGGAAACCCUAAAAAGGGGGAUAGUAGUAAUCCUUUUGAGAAAGUUGCACGGGAAUUCGGGAUGUCUCAGCAGGAACCGCUGUCUUCCUCUCAGCAGCCUCAGGCCUCCAGUACCAUCCACAUCCUGUCACUGCUGCUGCGUCUCAGGCAGUGCUGCUGCCACCUGUCUCUGCUCAAGAAGACUUUGGAUCAGUCAGAGCUACAGGGAGAUGGUGUAGCUCUGUCUCUAGAAGAGCAACUGUGUGCUCUGUCUCUGUCUGAGCCCUCAGACUCUGACCCUAAAGACACUGUGUCCCUCAACGGCAGCCGCUUCUCCUCUGAGCUCUUCAAGGACACUCGUGAAAGCACUAAGAUUUCAGCCAUUCUGACAGAGUUGAGAGAAAUUAAGAAGAAAGAUCAAAAAAGUGUGAUUGUGUCUCAGUGGACCAGCAUGCUGAACAUUGUUGCUAUUCACUUGAAUAAAAUGGGCCUGAAGUUUGCAGUAAUUGAUGGCACCGUCAAUCCCAAACGCAGAAUGGACCUAGUGGAGGAGUUCAACACUAACCCUAAAGGACCACAGGUGAUGCUGGUGUCUCUGUGUGCUGGAGGUGUGGGAAUCAAUCUGAUUGGAGGGAAUCAUCUAUUUCUCAUUGACAUGCACUGGAAUCCAGCACUGGAAGACCAGGCCUGUGAUCGGAUCUAUAGGGUGGGACAGUCCCGGGAUGUUACAAUUCAUAGGUUUGUGUGUGAAGGUACAGUGGAAGACAAGAUCUCUUCACUACAGGACAAGAAGAAGGAGCUGGCUCAGAAGGUCUUGUCUGGAACUGGAUCCUCAUUCACUAAACUGUCUCUGGCAGAUCUCAGGGUGAUCUUUGGUGUGUGAUGUGCGUUUUAUUUCACUAUUAUUAAUCUACACAACAUUAUUUUAUUUACUUGUGUUGUUGUCUUGAACCCUGUAUUGUAUUUCUUGGAAGAUGUCAUGAAAUCAAAGACUUCAUAUUCAAAUGGUUAAUGUUUAUAUUGAAUAAAUUUAAAGGAUGACACUAGAUAAUUGUCAUGAAAUAUUUUUUUCCAUUUCAGUUUUAUGCUAAACAUUGUCAAAUGGUAUUUAAAAAUUACAAUAAUGGCAAUCAUGAUUUAAUGCAUUUUAUUCUUCAUGUUAAUUUGUGUUAAAUGGAUGUCACUAGGGACAGUUUUGCACUUGUACUCCAGCAGCUGAAUUUGACAUGAGACAGAAAUACAACCAGGCCACAUGAAAUCAUUUCUGCAAUUUGUCUGUAUCU
This is a messenger RNA of Labeo rohita (rohu), 3985 nucleotides long. RefSeq names its product transcription termination factor, RNA polymerase II (gene ttf2). The coding region runs from base 85 to 3585 and encodes 1166 amino acids. The transcript is spliced from 23 exons. NCBI's taxonomy places the organism in Eukaryota, Metazoa, Chordata, Actinopteri, Cypriniformes, Cyprinidae. Gene Ontology annotation, molecular function: zinc ion binding; ATP-dependent chromatin remodeler activity; ATP binding. The record is from RefSeq and is a predicted model, not a curated record.